Melanotaenia boesemani (Boeseman's rainbowfish) is the source of this 1462-nucleotide messenger RNA. Its product is annotated as tryptase-like. Gene Ontology annotation, molecular function: serine-type endopeptidase activity. NCBI's taxonomy places the organism in Eukaryota, Metazoa, Chordata, Actinopteri, Atheriniformes, Melanotaeniidae. Gene Ontology annotation, biological process: proteolysis. The transcript is spliced from 6 exons. The record is from RefSeq and is a predicted model, not a curated record. The coding region runs from base 55 to 1068 and encodes 337 amino acids.
UUGAGCAUACAGGUAUGCUAUAUAAUGACUCAGACAUGAAGAAAGGACACCGUGAUGAAAAUGGCUCUCCAACAGUUUGUGUGUGGGUUCACUCUGAUGACAAUCCUGCUAUGCAGAGGUUGUGAUUCCAGCAGCCUGCAUGUAUCAAAGCUGCAAUUAACAGCCGAAUUGUGGGGGGGCCAGGAUGCAUCCCCGGGAAGUUGGCCCUGGCAGGCUGUUUUAGAAUGCAGGGGCAGUUUUAGCUGUGGAGGGUCGCUGAUCACCAACCAAUGGGUGCUGACGGCUGCUCACUGCUUGACAUAUGCUGACCUCAACCAUACAGUCGUCCAUCUUGGUCGCCAAAACCUAACAGGUCCCAACCCCAAUGAAGUGGCUCGAACACUUGACGACAUCAUCUGCCAUCCUCAGUAUAAUUCCCUCAGCUUUAACAAUGACGUUUGUCUCCUGAAGCUGUCGUCUCCUGUCAUGUUUACUGACUACAUCCAACCAGUCUGUUUGGCCUCAGCCGGCAGCACUUUCUAUGAUGGGACGCCCAGCUGGGUCACUGGAUUUGGCCUCACUGAUUCUGGUUCUCAACCUGAAACUCUGCAGGAGGUAGAAGUGCCCAUUGUGGGACACAAUAAAUGCAGCUGCUACAACCAAGACAAUGCAAUCACAGAGAACAUGUUAUGUGCUGGAGUCGACAACGGAGGGAAGGAUUCAUGUCAGGGAGACUCAGGGGGACCACUGGUGACCAAAAAGGAUUUUUACUGGGUCCAGAGUGGGGUUGUGAGUUUUGGUAUAGGCUGUGGCCUUCCCAUGAAACCUGGAGUCUACGCUCGAGUGUCUCAGUACCAGGCAUGGAUCAGUGGUAUCGUCACUGGCAUGGAGCCAGGCUUUGUUCCCUUCUUUUCCUCAGGCAUGGAUGCAGAUAUGCAUUUUGUGUGUUCAACAACAACACCACCUCCCACAACCACUGAUGGCAGCAUAUUUGGGAGUGGUGAAAACCUGAGCCACUUCACUCACUUCAUUUCUGUCUCUGUUCUGGGCCUGGUGCUCCAUGUCUUCGUUGGCCAUGGUGGGAUGUAAAUGUAGCGUAGUAAUUUACACGUCUGAGGUAGACAAGUUUUUUACUGGAGUACUUUGCUUUCAUUGUGCACCAUUACAGCACUACAAGAAUAUUUUACCAGUUACUUCAUGAAUGAAAUGUUAAAUUAUUCAUUCAUCCAUUUUCUUUACUCUUGCUCAGACAAAAGCAAAAACAUGGAGGUGUAAUAAUGUAAUUUCCAACACUGUUUUUCUUUAUUGAAUCAAACCAUUUAAAUCUGUUCAGUAAUUUGAUUAAUUGUGUAAUAAUGUCAUGUGAGCUCCUUCAUGUUGAUUUGUCCACAUCUGAACUACACUAAUUGUAAUCUUUAAAUUAUAUUUCAUGAGGAAUUUCGGGUUUAGAGAUAUAUUAUUAAUUAAAAACAUUUAAACAGGA